Molecule: messenger RNA, 375 nt
Organism: Helobdella robusta
Lineage: Eukaryota; Metazoa; Annelida; Clitellata; Rhynchobdellida; Glossiphoniidae
Exons: 4
Coding region: 1-375 (124 amino acids)
Source: RefSeq, a predicted model, not a curated record
AUGGAGCUUUGCUUGUCGACAUCAAAGUUACUCCUCUUGCUUUUCGUUGUGGUUCUUGUGGUCGCCACUCAUGAAAUAGUUGAUCAUUUGAAUGAUUUCAAAGAGAACGAGAGGUCUUACGUGAGGUCAUUUGGGGGUACUCAAGAUCACUCGAGGUCAUUUGAGGUCAUUUCGGAGGGCGGCCGUUAUAUGAGGUUUGGGCGGAGCGAACCACUGCAAGGCAGCCAAUCAGCUGACGCGAAUCAAGAUUAUGUUUCGUCAUUUCCGUUUCCGGUUUCUGCUGCUUCUUACCUCGGUGCUGGUGGGAUGGAUGCAGCCCAGAUUAGAAACCAGGCAGAUGGAAUUUACGGGAAAUAUGCUGCUGAUGAAGAUUGA